AUGCCCUCCCUCACCCACGAGGUUUCAUCAGCCGCCGUGCACAACAACAACAGUCGACACGGGCCAACCAGCAUGCUGAACAGCCACCCAACCAUACAGCUCACUGUCAGCAGCCGCUAUCCCAGCUUCAUCACUCGGGCGGGGGAGGAGUCCGUGGCUGUAUCCCCCUCCCCUAAUCCCUGCAUGAUGUUUUUCUCACUGCUGCCAGCCCCACCCGUUCAUUGA
Molecule: messenger RNA, 225 nt
Organism: Knipowitschia caucasica
Lineage: Eukaryota; Metazoa; Chordata; Actinopteri; Gobiiformes; Gobiidae
Source: the annotation of a GenBank genome assembly